Messenger RNA from Pseudonaja textilis, 2465 nucleotides. RefSeq names its product cytohesin 1 interacting protein (gene CYTIP). Gene Ontology annotation, biological process: regulation of cell adhesion. Lineage: Eukaryota; Metazoa; Chordata; Lepidosauria; Squamata; Elapidae. Gene Ontology annotation, cellular component: cell cortex. Gene Ontology annotation, molecular function: protein binding. The record is from RefSeq and is a predicted model, not a curated record.
AUGUCCUUGAAGAGGCUGAUUCAACAGAGAGGCAAUGCCAACUGUGUGGGCUACUGUCUCAGCUCAAAUUGCAGCCCAACUUUGGAGCCAAUUGAUGGUCCACCUUUGGACAACCAGAGAAGCCAAAUGUUCUCAGACCCAAUUGGGAGAUUGUCCAAGGACUGCAAACAGCUUGCUUUAAAUAGAACGAGCUCCAUAAGCAAAUCUACUGGCCCACACAGAAAGACAUUUAAAAUCUACAAGGAAGACAAUGAAACAUUUGGAUUUGAAAUCCAGUGCCAAAGUAAUCAUUUCAUGGAAACUUGCACUUAUAUUUGCAACGUGAAAGAAGGAAGCCCAGCUUUUCUUACCGGACUCCAACAUGGUUACAUCCUGAUCAGCAUCAAUGGAGUGAGCAUUAAAGGACUAAGUCACAAAGAACAGGUGGACAUGAUUAAAUCAUCUAGGAAUCUUUUAAGGUUAGAUACGGCGAAUGAAGCCCUGAUUAUGAAAAGAAUGGAGCUGGAAACCAAGUUGCAUUGUAUGAAGAAAACUUUGCAAGAUAAGUUGGCCGAGCUCCAGGCCUUGUGCUUACGAGAAAAGGACCUUACUUGCGGAGAAGUCUGCUCACUACCAGAUUCUGCAGGAUUAGAAGGACCUAAUAUCUUUGGUGAUCAUGCUGGAUUAGAAUCCGCACUGAGCAGUAAACCCCGAUUUUCCAGCGAAAGCAGCUGCUUAAGCCUCCUUAGCUCAAUGACUGUGGAUAGCGAGGACAGUUUUUACCAAUUCAGUGUUUCCAAAGACCCCGCUAAAGAGAUUUUUAGCCGACAGUCAAGCACAGAAGAUGACUGCUUUCUUCCAAUUGGUAGCAAUGAAGUGAAGAAGACAUCACUGAGAAGGCAUCGGAGUAUCAGUGUGACCAGCAAUGUCUGUAGAUCUCCUUCAAAGAAUGGAGAUAACUUCUCAAAGAUCUUUGGGACUCUCCCACGGAAAAGCAGAAAGGGAAGUAUUCAAAGGAAGCUGUUGACUUUCAUUCCUGGCCUUCACCGAGCUGUGGAAGAGAAUGAAAGUCGUGUCUAACAGCAACUUUAGAAUGACGUGGAAAUCUUGGACUACAAUUUGCAUUUUUGAAAUCAAACCUGGCCUGCAUUUCAUAUUCUCAAUCAGCAAAUGAAUGGCAGUAAAAUAUAGCUUGGAUUGAUAACUUUGGGAUUUUUUUUUUUCCUGAUAUAGUUUCAGGACAACUGGAUUGAUAACAUACAUUUGGGUGUUAUUUGUGGAUUUUUGGCGGGAAGCUGGAAAGAUGGUGACUAGAGAGUCUUUGCCUAGUAAUAUUACAAUAUAGGCCUGAAACAAUGAGAAGGUAGCAAUUUGUAGUAGCUAAGACUUCACAUACAUCUAUAAGUGUUCAAUUGCUAGCAAAAAAAGUUAAAUGUAUUUUUAAAAUAAAAAUAUAUAUUGUCCUGGUUCCCCAACAUCUGACUCGCACCUGGUAAAUCUGGGUAAUGACUAAGCCAACAUGAUUUAUGUCACUCUAAUGUUUGAGGUAGACAAGUGAAGCAUUAGAGGUCUUUGCCCAAGGACCCACACUGGCAAAAUACAGGGAGUUUUUGACUUACAACCAUAACUGAGCCCAAAUUUUCUGUUGUUGUGAAACAUUUGUUUAGUGAGUUUUGCUCCAUUUUACAAUCUUUCUUGCCACAAUCGUAACUUGUAACUGAAGUUGACAAGUUAGUAACUUGGUUGUAAAGUGUAUCUGGCUUCCCCAAUGACUUUGCUUGUUGGAAGUUUGCAAAAGCUUGACCACGUGACCUUAGUGCACAGCAAUGGUCAUAAAUAUGAAUCAGUUGCCAAGCAUCUGCAUUUUGAUCACAUGAUCAUGGAGAUGCUUCAAAGGUCGUAAUUGAAAAAUGGUCAUAAGUCAUUUUUUCCCAGUGCUGUUGUAACUUUUGAACAGUCAUAAAUGAACUGUUGUAAGUGGAGAACUACCUGUAGGUACCAGUUGGGAUUUGAACCCAGUCUCUCCCAUUCCAACCACUGUCUAGUAAUGUGACAGCAACAUUAGGAGAAGGGAUUAUGAGAAGGUGGAGAUGUGCCAGGGCCUGUAGGAGGCGCUAGAGGGGAUGUGGAAAGUAGAGUCCAAAGUGAUCCCAGUGGUCAUAUGAGCACUGGGGGCUUUGACUCCUAAGUAAGGAGAGGGAUUCCAACAAAUUCCAGGAACAGCCAAGAUCCCUCAAAUUCCCGGGGCCCAAGACUGAGGAAGACACAGUCUACCCAUAGGGGUAAGAAAGGUUUUUUUAAAAAUGUAAAUAAAUGUUCUAAAGAAGCUGUAUGUGAACCAGAAAUCUGUGUGACUAUGUUCAGAGAAAUGCAAUGAUUUUUAUGAUUGGAACACUUUGGAAGAAUAUAAACAUCAUGAAGCCAAUUGGAAUAAGGGUGAGAAUUAAAACAGGCUGCUACUAUACUCAUCGACCUAUAGUCCAGUG